AUGGUGACACAGAGCUAUGCCGAUUUCACAACGAAUUCUGCAAAUCUUUUUUAUCUUCAUCCUAACGAGAAUCCAUCUCUCGUUCUUGUUACUCCACCUCUUACGGAUAAGAAUUACCAUACUUGGGAUCGUUCAAUGCACAUCACAUUCAUCUCCAAGAACAAGGAUAAAUUUAUCGAUGAAACCCUAACUAAGCCGCUGGUGUCCGAUCCAAUGUUUGCGCCAUGGAUUCGUUGCAAUACCAUGGUUCUUGCGUGGAUUCACCACUCAAUUUCCGAGUCAAUCACGAAGUCGGUUCUCUAUAUUAAUAACGUUGCUGGAGUAUGGAAGAAUUUGCAGAUACGUUUUUCUCACGGCGGCUUCUUCCACAUCUCUGACAUUCAAGAAGAUCUUUACAAGUUUCGUCAAGGUACUCUCGACGUCUCUAACUAUUUUACUCAGUUGAAGGUGUUAUGGGAUGAACUUGAGAAUUAUCGCCCGAUUCCUUUCUUUUCUUGUGCUAUACCGUGUUUAUGUGAUUAUGAUGAUGAAUCCCUUCCCGAUAUCAACAAUGCUUUUUCUCUUGUAAUUCAGCAAGAACGUGAAAUGGAUAGUGUGGCAUCUAGUGGUGUUCCUUAUGCAGAUUCCAAUAAAGAAGUCCCUGCCUUACAAGUUCAGACACAUGAAGGAAAUUGUGCUUCUAAACAGGGCACCAAUCCUUCUCGUGCUAAAACUCAAGGCUCCAAUGCUCCAAGAGGCAACAAUCGUAUGUGGACUCAUUGUGGUCGCACAAACCACACAGUCGAAACAUGCUUUACUAAGCAUGGAUAUCCUCUAGGAUACAGAAACAAAGCCAAGCCUCAAGGAACUUCUUCAUCUAAUGCCAAAAAUGUCUCCACUGCAUCUCCCCAGGAUUCAGCCACACCUUCUUUUGGUUUUACUAAAGAGCAGUAUGACAGCAUCCUGACAUUGCUUCAACAAUCCAAGUCCACCCCUACAGUCAACUCUUUCUUUACUUAUCCAUUUGUCAUGAACACUCACUCCAACAAUAUCAAUGGUAAGAAUCCCUAUCUUUGGAAUCUAGAUACUGGUGCUACAUACCACUUUUCAUUUGACUUGUCCUCAUUCAGUACACAUAAAACCAUAGUUCCUAUACAUGUUAGUCUCUCUGAUUGCUCACAAGUAAUAGCAUCCAUAUCUGGUACAGUUGAUAUCUCUCCCUCUUUUACUCUUUAUAAUGUGCUUUAUGUUCCUAGUUUUAAUAGCCAUUCCAAGGAAAUGAUUGAUAUAGCUAGCUUGCACAGGGGACUUUAUAUUCUUGACUCCACACCUAGUAAUUUUUCUAUUCAUAAUUCUUCAUGCUGUGCACAUUACAAUGGAUUACCUAGUCCUCUUUUAGAAUCUAAAUGUCCUUAUGAACUUUUAUUCAAAGAACCUCCAUCCAUGAUACACCUAAAGUAUGUCCAUAACCUUGAUGAUCCUCAUGUUGAGACAUUAACUUUGUCUCCUAGUCAACAACCUAGUACUACUGAGUUGUCCUCCUUCCCAGAUACCAAUGACAAUCCUACUAUCCUAUAUCCUCAACCUAAUAGCUCCCCUACUUCUGCCUCCCCUACUUCUGCUUCUCCUAUGCCUCAUGAUGUGACUUCUCAUAAUCCCAUCUCUCCUGUUUUUCAAGAGGACCAUCCUCUCAAUCCACAGGAUAAUUCUACUCCUCCACAUACUCUCUCUUUACCUGUUAGAAAUUCCUCUAGGGCAUCUAACCCUCCUCAAUAA
Molecule: messenger RNA, 1755 nt
Organism: Vicia villosa (hairy vetch)
Lineage: Eukaryota; Viridiplantae; Streptophyta; Magnoliopsida; Fabales; Fabaceae
Exons: 5
Coding region: 1-1755 (584 amino acids)
Source: RefSeq, a predicted model, not a curated record